Molecule: messenger RNA, 2263 nt
Organism: Tribolium madens (black flour beetle)
Lineage: Eukaryota; Metazoa; Arthropoda; Insecta; Coleoptera; Tenebrionidae
Gene: AdoR
Product: adenosine receptor A2a
Exons: 4
Coding region: 286-1965 (559 amino acids)
Biological process (GO): adenylate cyclase-activating G protein-coupled receptor signaling pathway; G protein-coupled adenosine receptor signaling pathway
Cellular component (GO): membrane
Molecular function (GO): G protein-coupled adenosine receptor activity
Source: RefSeq, a predicted model, not a curated record
UGAUAGCGCUCGUGCGACUUUUUUCACACGAUAACAUUAUCAGUUAAUGAAAUGGUUAAAAUAAACGGCAAAAUAAGUUACAGAAUGUGUUGAUUAGAAGCAAAUCACUGAUGCAAUAAUAAAUAAGUUAACGAAUUUACAUUUUUUUAUAGGAAAAAUAAGAAAUUUCAAAUCAUCGAGAUGGCAAAAGGCAAGAGAGGCAUUCUAAAGGAGAUGGGAGUGGGAUAAUCCAGCUGUUCCCGCGAAGAAAAACUUCUCUGACCUGAUUGCAAACUUCCAGCAACAAUGAAUUCCACAAAUUCGACCCUUCUUGACUACCAGAAAGAUGAAAUAAACUUAUAUUAUGUAAUUUGUGAAGUUUUGGUGGCAGUGUUUGCGGUGAUCGGCAACGCCUUAGUGAUAUUCGUAUUUCGCAAAGAACGUCGACUGCGUCGAAGGACGAACUACUACAUCGUGUCCUUGGCGGCGGCUGAUUUUUUAGUGGGACUUUUGGGGAUUCCUUUUGCGAUCAUGUCUUCAGUUGGUUUACCAACAAAUCUCCACGCGUGUUUGUUUACGGUGUCGUUGCUUGUCGUUCUUUGCACUAUAUCGAUUUUUUGCCUGCUUGCUGUGUCGGUUGAUAGAUAUUGGGCCAUUUUGCAUCCGAUGGGAUAUUCAAGGAAUGUGAGAACAAAGACUGCCAUAGUGAUAAUCACAGUCUGCUGGGUCACCGGAAGCAUUGUCGGUUUCCUUCCUCUGAUGGGUUGGCAUAAAAGCGCCCCCUCGGACGGCAGAUGUUUCUUCCUAGGCGUCAUGGACUACAAUUAUUUGGUAUUUUUGUAUUUCGGUACCAUCAUAACCCCUGCUCUCCUCUUGGCGGCUUUCUACGCUCACAUAUACCAAGUCGUUCUCAAACAAUUAAGGCAAAUCGUCACAAUGAACCCCGAAAACGGCUCAUCUUCCAACAGUUGCUCAUCGGGAGGGACAAUGCUGCGAGUGCUCGGCGCUGCCCAAAAACGUGAAGUGAAAGCGACGCAAAACCUGGCCAUUAUAGUAUUAUUUUUCAUGAUUUGUUGGAUUCCCUUAUAUACCAUCAACUGCAUUUUAGCCUUCUGUAAUGACUGUAAAGUCGACUCAAAUUUUAUGUUUUCGUGCAUCAUUCUCUCUCAUUUAAACUCGGCCGGAAAUCCCCUCUUGUACGCCUACCAUUUGCGUGAUUUUCGCGCAGCUUUGAAAAAUUUCUUUUGCAAUUUGUUCGGUUAUAGCGAGGCCCAGGUAGUCCCAAACCACAAACGCACGUCAUAUAUUAAUUAUAGCAAUUGUAGAAACAACAGACUUUGUAACACAACAUAUAAUAACUCGCAGAUUUACUAUCGGAAAAAAUCUAUCGAUCACGUUUUAAUCCCGAAAAUCACCACCAUUGUUGCGGCCACUGCUGGAGAGCCGCCCAAUCAUGAAAUGUGGAACAUACCAGAGGCCUCUUCGAAUUCCAGCGACUCUUUGAAACACAACGAAAAAAUCUCGAUUGUAAAACCGGAAACUCCUUACCGAGUUAAAAGAAAUGACGUCAGUUUGAUUAACCAAGGGUAUGUUGAAACUUUGAGCCUUGACGAUGAUGACGUGUUCAUCGACGACACUUUUCCCUUCAAUGAGUUCAACUACGACGAACUCGAUACCAAUUUGACCGAGAAACUCAAACGAAAAGUUAAAGUCAAAAAGCUAUCAAAUUCCUCGCCGCAACUUUCUCGCAAUUUGUUUUUUGUGGAAGACAAUUGUAAAACUCGGUUUAUGAGGAGUUGCAGCUUGGUGGAAAAUGAAUUCAAAACGAAAGAAAUGAAAGCAAAUCGAAUUACUAGUUCGUUUAGAGAAGUGUUUAAAAACAAGCCCAAGUUGGAGAGGAGUUUGAGUGAUGAGGGAACAACUUCCAAUGAAUCGAUUCCACGUAAAUCUAACGGCAAUGUUGUUCGGAGUUCUUGUGGUAGUUAACUCAUAUUGUACAAAACGUAAUUUAUUACCUAUUUAUUGUGUGUAAUUUAAAGUGAACUGUCAAUUAUGUAUUUGUAAAUCACAAGUAGACUGAAAGAAGCGUAUCCCGUGUUCGGCAAGUAGACAGUCUGUGCUCGCUGUUAAUUCAUUUCAGUCAUUUGUUGUACCUUUUGCUUUGUAAGUAGGUAAAUGAUUUUGACUAUUUUCAAUAUCUUCACUUACUUACAAAAAUUAUUAUUAGUGUAAGUGUAUGUAUAUUUUGUAUGUAUUUUUCUGUAAAUAUAUUUAAUCAAAUUAU